This is a messenger RNA of Molossus molossus (Pallas's mastiff bat), 1514 nucleotides long. It is a transcript of the gene CALM1, whose product is annotated as calmodulin 1. The coding region runs from base 186 to 635 and encodes 149 amino acids. Gene Ontology annotation, molecular function: calcium ion binding. Lineage: Eukaryota; Metazoa; Chordata; Mammalia; Chiroptera; Molossidae. The transcript is spliced from 6 exons. The record is from RefSeq and is a predicted model, not a curated record.
GGAGCCUCGCGGCGCGGCGCCGUUACUCGCGGUCGGGCGGCGGCGCAGGCGGCAGCGGCACAGCGCUCAGUGCACACCGCGCCUUAGCAGCAGCAGCUUCAGCAGCGGAGGCACCCCCACCCUCGCAGCCCCUGCGCUGGUGCAGCCGCCCUCCACCCUCUGCUCUUCCUCCCUUCGUUCGCACCAUGGCUGAUCAACUGACUGAGGAACAGAUUGCUGAAUUCAAGGAAGCUUUCUCCCUAUUUGACAAAGAUGGGGAUGGCACCAUCACAACAAAGGAACUUGGCACUGUCAUGAGGUCACUGGGUCAGAACCCAACAGAAGCCGAAUUGCAGGAUAUGAUCAAUGAAGUGGAUGCUGACGGCAAUGGCACCAUUGACUUCCCAGAGUUUUUGACUAUGAUGGCUAGAAAAAUGAAAGAUACAGACAGUGAAGAAGAAAUCCGCGAGGCAUUCCGAGUCUUUGACAAGGAUGGCAAUGGUUACAUCAGUGCGGCAGAACUACGUCAUGUCAUGACAAACUUAGGAGAAAAACUAACAGAUGAAGAAGUAGAUGAAAUGAUCAGAGAAGCAGAUAUUGAUGGAGAUGGACAAGUCAACUAUGAAGAAUUCGUACAGAUGAUGACUGCAAAAUGAAGACCUACUUUCAACUUUUCCCCCCCUCUAGAAGAAUCAAAUUGAAUCUUUUACUUACCUCUUGCAAAAAAAAAUCAUUUACUCAUUCUGUUUCUAUAUAGCAAAACUGAAUGUCAAAAGUACCUUCUGUCCACACACACAAAUCUGCAUGUAUUGGUUGGUGGUCCUGUCCCCUAAAGAUCAAGCUACACAUCAGUUUUACGAUAUAAAUCCUUUACUACCUGAAUGAUAAGGAAGCACUAGUGGACUCCUCGCAGUUCCAUUUGCUAAUGAUUAAUACACUGUUUGGGCUGGCCGGUUUUUCAUGCAUGCAGCUUGACAAUUGAGCACAGUCAGGCAUUUGUAUUAAAAACAAAAAAUGAAAAAAAUUCAAAACCUAUUUAAAUGGGUUCUAGUUCAGUUUGUUAGUAUAAAUGGUCAUAGCUGGUUUGCUGAAAGCAAACACAUUUAAAAUUGGUUUGCCUCAGGAUGUGUGUAGAAAAAUGGGUGAAGGAUAAACUGUCUAGACGUAGCCCACUAGCAGGAUGGUCCCUCUUGUACUUCCAUGUGCCCGACCUGUGGUGACGGUGACACACCCUGGUGGCGUGCCCACGUGUGUUGGUUUAGUGUUGCCUGCAUCGUACUAGAGCGAGAUGGGUGUCAGGCUGUCACCAUUCACACAAAUUUUUAAAAAGAAACUUUUACCAAGGGAGCAUCUUUGGACUCUCUGUUUUUAAAACCUUCUGAACCAUGACUUGGAGCCAGCAGAGGUAGGCUGUGGCUGUGGACUUCAGCACAACCAUCAACAUUGCUGUUCAAGAAAUUACAAUUUACGUCCAUUCCAAGUUGUAAAUGCUAGUCUUUUUAUUUUUUUUCCAAUAAAAAGACCAUUAACUUAAA